GGUGAUGAUCAGAAAAUUGCUAAAGACUGGGAUAAAGAGCAUAAGUCAAGUAAAACAAAUGCUCUUCAAUUAACAUUAACAAUUCAACUAUUUCGGGAAGUAAGAAUUGGAACUAUUGAACAUGGAAUCCUUACUUCUGUUUUACAAAAGAAAAGAAACUAG
Molecule: messenger RNA, 162 nt
Organism: Racocetra fulgida
Lineage: Eukaryota; Fungi; Glomeromycota; Glomeromycetes; Diversisporales; Gigasporaceae
Source: the annotation of a GenBank genome assembly